Molecule: messenger RNA, 4550 nt
Organism: Sycon ciliatum
Lineage: Eukaryota; Metazoa; Porifera; Calcarea; Leucosolenida; Sycettidae
Exons: 1
Coding region: 1917-3443 (508 amino acids)
Source: RefSeq, a predicted model, not a curated record
CAGGACCACGGUACCCAGUACCCACCCACAGCACCACGGUACCCAGUACCCACCCACAGCACCACGGUACCCAGUACCCACCCACAGCACCACGGUACCUAGUACCCACCCACAGCACCACGGUACCCAGUACCCACCCACAGCACCACGGUACCCAGUACCCACCCACAGCACCACGGUACCCAGUACCCACCCACAGCACCACGGUACCCAGUACCCACCCACAGCACCACGGUACCCAGUACCCACCCACAGCACCACGGUACCCAGUACCCACCCACAGCACCACGGUACCCAGUACCCACCCACAGCACCACGGUACCCAGUACCCACCCACAGCACCACGGUACCCAGUACCCACCCACAGGACCCGACAACACCACAGUACCACGGUACCCAGUACCCACUCACAGGACCCGACAACACCACAGGACCACGGUACCCAGUACCCACCCACAGGUCCCGACAACACCACAGGACCACGGUACCCAGUACCCACCCACAGGACCCGACAACACCACCGUACCACGGUACCCAGUACCCACCCAAAGGACCCGACAACACCACAGCACCACGGUACCCAGUACCCACCCACAGGACCCGACAACACCACAGCACCACGGUACCCAGUACCCACCCACAGGACCCGACAACACCACAGCACCACGGUACCAAGAGUCCAUAACCCCCCAGAGUGUGCAACUUGUGAUCCUUCUCAGCACAAAUCAGUGCCGCAACGAAAUCCAAACUUCAUACGUCAUGUAGUGAGUAGCUAUGACGAAAUGGGAAGUUUGGCCCGGACCUACUUCGCCCGUUUGCCCAAUUUGGGGUCUUUCUUUACGAAUCCACGGCCAGGUAUUGUACGUAACACGCCUGGAAAGGCUCAAGUACACAAAGAAUUAUUUUAGAGUUGUCGCACAGUUUUCUCUUUUGAGUGUCUCUCCGAUAAGAGAAGAACAAUGGCCACUGUUGAACCUAAAGCAAAGCGCUCCCCAUUGUCGCCGGAGUGCAGUGUCUCUGUGGACGAUAUUCGUCAGUUUUUGCUCGAUCUGGGCUCCUCAUUUUCUUCUCUCGAUUGUCAAGUGUUGGAAAUUGUUAAUUCUUCCAGCACCUGGAUAGAGAUUUAUUGCUCGAAGUCUGUGCUUCUCACAUGCAAUGGAACACCCGUCAAUUUGAACCGUCUGGUUGUGAACCCAGCAGGAACAUUCACUUUCGAGUGUCUCUUUGGUGGGCGAACGGAGGAGGGAGAGUGUGCCGAUGAUUUGGAUACGCUUACUCCGUAUUUGGAAAGCAUGCUACCUUCAUCGGACAUGAAGUUCUGCCCUGGGAUAGCUGACUAUGAGAAGCAAUUCGAGUCAGUACGUUUCCACACGAAGAAUUUGAGGAAGUGGACGUUUCCUUUUGUUCGCUUUGACAGCGAACACUGUUCUGUAUGGCACAACGCAGGUCGAACUUUGCCACUUGAGGAGAAGAACUCCCCCAUUGUACCAUGCAAGGCUUGCAAAGCACUACAGCAUGACCUGGAGCGGCUGGUGAAAAGGGCAACUGAAAGAACCCAAGAUGACAAGGCUGCAAGAGUGUCAGCAUCCUCCACUGUGCCCCUGAAGUAUCUGUCCCCUCACAGCCAUUCGGUGCAUGCUCGCAAUAAAUCAGAGGUUUAGCGGAUCACGAAGCGGCAGUUGGCUCGCUUGGAACAGUUUGACUUUGAACUAUGUGAGGAACAGUCUUCGGAACUGUCUGCUGUAUGCCAGGACAUCAGUUCCAGCUUUGCACCAGACCUGGAGGGAAUUUUUGAGGAUGCUGGAGAUGAGGCCGACAUUUUACGGGCUGCUUGGCAUUCCGAUGUUGUGGCCCGGGAGCAGUUCAACAAGGACCAGAAGCGAAACGCGUCUGGGUCCAAGGGCAACAGGUGGAGUAUGAUAACUUACCGGCUUGCUCUGGCCGUCUUCACCCGCAGUCCCGCAGCCUAUGAAGCCUUGAAGUCUUUUGGGAUUUUGCAACUACCAAGUGUGCGCUCUUUGAAGCAUUUUACGGGAGCACAUUUGGAUAACCCCGGGUGGUGUGAAGACAACAUGGUCUUCCAACUGCAGAAGUACAGUAACUUCAAGAAGGUGGCCGAAGCUGAGCAGCGGUUAGUCCCCACCGGAGAUGGUGUGAUGGUCUUUGACGAGGUCAAAGUUGUUUCCAAAGUUCUGUGGAACUCAAAAAGUCAGCAGAUAUAUGGUCUGUCCAUGACCAGUGAUGACCUGUCCAGCCUGAGCUGCCUCCAUGAUGUAUAUACAGACUUGAAGGAUGAGAAAACGGACCGCACUGAGUAUAUACUUCAGACCCUAUGGCGGGACAUGUCGGAAAGUUUUGAUAUCAUUGGGCCCUACUACACCGCUGCCAAGACUCUGGAUGCCAAGUUCACUUUGGCCUGUGUAAUGGAUACACUGCGCCUUUUCCAUGCGUAUGACUUCAAGGUCAGUGCUUUGGUCUGUGAUGGUGCUUCAACGAACAUGGCCAUGAUCAAGUCUAUGAUGGGAAAAAGUGGUUCAUUCGGCAUGCAAGAGGAGGAGGGUCCGAAUCGACAUGACAUAAGGGCCUCGGUGGAACAUCCAGUUUGGGCAAAUCAUCGACUAUUUUUCAUCAUUUGCCCAUCCCACCAGCUCGAAAACAUGGUUAAUGCUUUGAGCUCGUCGUCUCAUGGUGGAGCUAAGGCAUUUGUCACCCAGGAAGGUGUUCCUUUUGGAUGGCAGACUAUUAUAGACAUGUACCAACGGGAGUGUGCCAAGAUGAGAGCAGGCGAGCCUCGCGAUGUGCCACAUCUCCGUAAGAACUUUGUUUAUAGGGACUCCUGGACUAAGUUGAAUGUUUUGCCAGCCAAAAUCAUGCAGCAGGAGAAAGUUCUGACCGAACUUGCUGUGCACUGCCUUAGCCAUCCUGCCGAUGUAGCAAAUGUUCAAGCAUCCCGGCAGUACCUUCUUGCUUGCAGCAAACUAUUUGAGGAAGGCACACUCUCCCAUGCUCCAGUACGCAGCCCCACAUGUACACCACUGCAGUCCAUCAAGUCAGGGUAUGCAUUCUUUGAGUCAUGGCUGAAUGGACUUUUACUGGACCCAGCCUUCACUGCCUCCUCUCCAAAGCAGACCUCAUUCUUGUCGUGGCAAACAUGGGACCUCCUCAGGAUAAUGUGCUUUGGCUUCGUGGAGUUCUGUGAGGACUAUGUCACACGUCAUCCAGGAUACUACAUUGUGCCAGUGAGAGUAUCGGGCAGUGCUGUGGAGACAUUGUUUUCCCAGCUUAAGCAUUCUGCCGGAGGCCGUUUGUCUGCAGUUAAUUACAGUACAGCCCGCGCAUCUUUGGCUUUGCAGCGCAACCUUCAUCCAGUCCAUGCAAGUGGCAAGGACUACCGUGAUGCUGCACUUGACUAUGAAAGUGUGCCACUACGUAGGAAGAAGUAAGCACAGACAGGCAUGUCACCUUUCAGGAGCUCGUGUUUUCUUAUUGUUUGAGGUGGGUUUGUCCCCUUGAAUAGCCUCAUUUUUUCUUAUUAUUUGAGGUGGGUUUGUCCCCUUGAAUCGGCCUCAUUUUUCAUAUUUUUUGAGGUGGGUUCGUCCCCUUGCAUAGCCUCAUUUCUUCUUAUUAUUUGAGGUGGGUUCGUCCCCUUGCAUAGCCUCAUUUCUUAUUAUUAUUUGAGGUGGGUUUGUCCUCUUGAAUAGCCUCAUUUUUCCUAUUAUUUGAGGUGGGUUUGUCCCCUUGCAUAGCCUCAUUUCUUAUUGUUUGAGGUGGGUUUGUCCCCUUGAAUCGGCCUCAUUUUUCCUAUUGUUUGAGGUGGGUUCGUCCCCUUGCAUAGCGUCUUAUUUUCUGAUCAUUUAAGGUGGGUCCAUCCCAAGUGACUGAAGCCAUUUAUGCAUCUAUGGAGCGUGUGCACCAUUGUAUAUAUUCCUUUGCCUUUUUGCAUGCGUCCCUCCUGGAGAGUUGGGCGUGGUUGUGCGCAUCACUUGCUGUCCUUUGCAUGCUUGUCCGGUGGUUACCGCGAUGGGCCUAUGCCACAUGUGCACUGCUGUAUAUAUUCCGUUGCUCUUUUGCAUGCAUCCCUCCUAGAGCUGUAUAUAUUCUGUUGCCUUUUUGCAUGCAUCCCUCCUAGAGCUGUAUAUAUUGAUAAUUCUGUUGCCUUUUUGCAUGCAUCCCUCCUGGAGCUGUAUAUAUUCUGUUGCCUUUUUGCAUGCAUCCCUCCUGGAGCUGUAUAUAUUCUGUUGCCUUUUUGCAUGCGUCCCUCCUAGAGCUAUAUAUAUCCCGUUGCCUUUUGCAUGUGUCCCUCCUUGAGGGUUUGGCGUGGUGGUGUGCGGUACUCGCUGCCCUUUGAAUGCUUGUCCAGUUGUUUCCACGAGGGGCCUAUGAUACGUGUGCACCACUGUAUGUAUUCCAUAUGUUUACAAGGAUCAUGGUGUUACAGCUUCGGCUUCAUCUACGGCAAACCUCAUUGUUUUGUGCCUGUUUUGUUGUGUGUUGUGAUGGACUGUGCGAGAAAGGAUGAGUCUGCCAAUGAUUUUCAUCAAGAGUCCAUA